AUGGCGCAAUUUUACAGCUCAGAUGACUGCGCCCCAGGAACGGAGAUCAGUCGGGCUAAUGCUGGAUGUAUCACGGUGGACCAAAGCGUCGUCGGGUCAUACAAGUCAUUCCAGGUCGUACCCAUCACUGCACCGGCAUCAUCUUCUUCUUUAUCUGCACGCCGCUCCCCUAACCAGCGACGUUGUCCUUUCCCACUUUCGCCUGAGCCCAGAGCAACUCUACCAACCUCAAAAAUAUAUCACGGAAUGCAGGUAUCAUUCGACAAUGCAGAAUAUAAACUGUAUCAGAUCUAUGCCAACACGUACGUUGGCAUUCUACCUGAUGAGUGGGAUGACUCCAUCCAUAUUAGGAACGAUACCAACUUGGCCCGUUACGAGCUUGUUGCAGACCUUAUGAGCAAGAGAGUCGACGAACGUGAUUUGGCCGACGCUCUUUGCAACACAUUCGCCUCAUGUGUCUCUACAGCAGCAGACGUAGGCGUUCAGAUCAAAGAUGCCCUCCCUCCGUUGAUCGCUUCGCUGAAAACAGCAGCACAAGCACGUGGACAAAAGGUGUUUGAUUUCUUGCAACAACCUUUCUUCACCCAAGUCGCAAUCGAUACCGUUGCCGGGCUGAUUCCUGGGGCCGUCGGAGGUGUCGUUCAAGCUGUCGUAGGAGCGCAGGUGGCAGGUAACACGAACAAUGCCGCAGCUUGCUCUCAACAGAAUGACCAAAUCGACGCCCUUAUAUCGAUCGUCAGUUCUCAGAUAUCUGCCCUGUCGGCGGCAUCGGCGAAGAUCACUGCUCAAGAGAACGACGCCGGAGACGAGGUCUUCACUGUCACAGUGACCGUUACGGCGUGCGGCACGACUCUUGGAUCGGCAGCCUGCGGCGCCACUGGCGGGUUCUGUCCUUCAUAG
Messenger RNA from Cladophialophora immunda, 900 nucleotides. RefSeq lists its product as uncharacterized. The transcript is spliced from 2 exons. Lineage: Eukaryota; Fungi; Ascomycota; Eurotiomycetes; Chaetothyriales; Herpotrichiellaceae. Bases 1 to 900 code for a protein of 299 amino acids. The record is from RefSeq and is a predicted model, not a curated record.